AUGGGCAAUAGCGCCUCCUCGGGUCGCGGCCAUCACGAGGAGACUGUCGACCUCGGCUACCUCACCCCCCAGGGCAUCUACACCGGCACUAGAGACUGGAACCAGUCUAUAGUUGCGCAGCUCAUCUGCGAACGCAAGCUCGCCCCGUUCUACCGCCCCUUAGAAGACUACGACGAAUCUUGGGACGAUGAACAGAUCUUUGCGCAUAGGAGAGAGCCUCUGGACGCCGAUGCAUUGCAGCCGGAGGGGUCGAGCUCACGCGCUGACUCGAUGUCUGUCGCGUCCCGAUCUAGCCACCACAAACGCGGUCAUGGUACCAGCAACUCUAGGGAUCUGACGCGACAUCUGGAUAUCGCUGUCUACAGAGGAGCUGUCGAGUGUCCCAUCUGUUUCUUGUAUUACCCACCCAAUAUCAACCAUUCGCGAUGUUGCGACCAAGCCAUUUGUACAGAAUGUUUUGUGCAGAUUAAACGAGCAGAGCCAGAUCCCAAACACCUGGUGUCUGAGCCCGCGUCAUGUCCCUAUUGUGUACAGGAGAACUUUGGGGUAGUAUACACCCCACCCACAUGGCGUACAGGAUUGGGCAGCGAGGGGGCGACACCCCCCUCAUGGCCGGAAUCACCUAAGCAAUCUGAUACUAGUACUCCUAUGUCAGCGAUGAAACGCCCACGAAAGAGUUUCGGUGCGGACAGCCCUGAAGUCGUCACUAUAGAUCAAAUUCGACCUGACUGGGAAGCGAAGUUAGCCGCCGUCCGUGCAGCAGUCGCUCGGCGCGCGAAUAGGCGAAUCAUCAUGAGGCAAGUUGGUGACCGGCUCAUCCCGGUAGGCAUCAGCAGCGGACGAGUGCAUGCAUUGCCCACAGAAGAUGGCCAGAUUGAAGGAGGGGAGGGUGGCACUGAGCGGGGAAGCCGUAGGUCGCGGCGGAGGCAACAGAAUCAGGAUAUCAAUCAACUGUUGGGCUCCAUGGGUCUUGGUGGACAAGAUUUAGAAGAACUUAUGGUUAUGGAAGCGUUGCGAUUAUCGCUUAUUGAGCAUGAAGCACAGCAGCGACGUGAACGGGAAGAAGAGGAAAGAAAGAAGGCACAGUCGGCGGCAGAACUUGACACAAACACCCAAAGCCAGAGUCAAAACUUAGUUUCGGGGACUUCGUCCGAUAGUGCACCAUCUAGCACAUCCGACACAGCGUCGGCUUUGUCUACGUCUGCUCCAGUUGAAACAUCUCAAAUAGUCGAAGUUACUGAUCCUGCAGACGUCAAUACGUUGACGCCAACAGUUGCUAUUCAUCCGCUCAGCUCGACACCUCCAACCACGGAAUCCUCAAGCCCAUCCUCAGACGGCGCACACCCUAGUGUGGAGAGCGAUGGUGGACUAUCUCUGGACAGUGCGACGACGUCACAACCAGAUGGUUCGUCUAUUGGGCUGAGCGCCGUAGCGUCCCGACCAGAAACCCCUGUGUCGGCCGUCGAUGCGCCGUCCAACUAUGACGUCCUGUUGUCUUCGCCAGAGUCUGCGGUUUCGCACAAGCCGCUGCUGCGCUCGCGGCCUCCGACCCCCUUGGCUGAUUCUGGUGCCGCUUCUGCCAACUGA
This is a messenger RNA of Fibroporia radiculosa, 1587 nucleotides long. RefSeq lists its product as uncharacterized. Gene Ontology annotation, cellular component: cytoplasm. Lineage: Eukaryota; Fungi; Basidiomycota; Agaricomycetes; Polyporales; Fibroporiaceae. The transcript is spliced from 6 exons. Bases 1 to 1587 code for a protein of 528 amino acids. The record is from RefSeq and is a predicted model, not a curated record.